AUGGCGGCAGCGGCUGCCAGGGUGAGGCGGCAGCGGGAUGGCGGCUGUGAGCGGAGCGGCCCCCAACACCCCCAGGCUCCGGCCGCAGGUGAGGGGGCGGGGCGCUGCUCCCGGCACUCCCUCCUCCGUGGGAAGGGGGAGCCGUGGGGGCGGGGGGCCGGCGAGCGGAGGGGUCACGAGAGCGAGCGGGAGGGAGCAGAAGGCGGAGAAGAGCCGCCGCCAUCUUGGCGGGGCGCGCCCUCGCCUGCUCGCUCCCGCGGACAGGGCGCGCGCCCCAACCGGACCGCCGCCGGAAAUCCUUCUCCAAAUCCCUCGGCGCCUCCCGGGGCGGCUCUGCGGCCCUCCCGGCGGGCCCCUCCACCCGCGCAGCCCUCGGCCCUCCAUUCGCCCUCUCCCCCGGUGGCGGCGGCGGCGCCUCAAAGGGGCCUCCCCGGUGCCUGGCAAGAGAGCGAUGGGCCGGCCAGCGACCACGCAGUCGCCGGCAUUGCCGGACCUGCGCAGGAACCCCCCGCCCCGGCCGCGUGGCAGGAGCCCUCCAGCGCCCCUCCGCUGCGUCGGUCGUCCGGCUGCCCGUCCCUCCCGGCUGCCCGUCCCUCCCUGGGCUCUGGCUCGGCUCCGCUUUGCACAGAGCGAGCGGCAGAGCCUGAAGAUCCACCCCCUCCGCGGAGCCAAUGGCUUCCCUCCCCCGCCUCCUCCCUCCCUCCGCCUCGUGCUGCCAGCCUCCACCCUCCCUCUCGGUCCCGCUGGCAGCCUGCGAGGCCUCUCCGGGCAAAGGGGGCGGAUGCUAACCCCCGCCUCUCCCGCUCUUUCCUUCCAGCCCUGCCUCUGGGCCAGCGCGGCCCCGUGCCGGUAUGA
Molecule: messenger RNA, 855 nt
Organism: Rhineura floridana
Lineage: Eukaryota; Metazoa; Chordata; Lepidosauria; Squamata; Rhineuridae
Product: skin secretory protein xP2-like
Exons: 1
Coding region: 1-855 (284 amino acids)
Source: RefSeq, a predicted model, not a curated record